ACUAAAGCAUCCCAAAUUCAUAUCAUCCAUCUGCCUACUAGUUUCAUUUGAUUCGAUUACAAACAAUAGAGAUGGCCGUCAGCUUUGGCAAAGGAUUGCUUGUCCUCCUCCUAACCUUAGUAGCCACCUUGGCAAUUAGCCAAGCUGAAACAGUUGUUGUUGGAGGGUCUCAGGGAUGGCGCUACGGCUACAAUUACAAUAAUUGGGCAAAGGAUCACGGUGCCUUUUUCCUCGGCGACACACUAGUGUUCAAGUAUCGUCCUCCUAGCAAAAUCUCGAGGCCUCACAGCGUGUACCUGCUGCCAAACCUGUACAGCUUCUUGACAUGCGAUUUUAGGGGCGCAACCCGGUUGGCAGGUCUGAAUCAAGGAAGUGGAAAUGGCUUCUCCUACGUGCUAAAUCAGGUCAGACCUAACUACUUUGCUAGCGGAGAGGGCGACGACUGCGAGAAAGGAUUGAUGAAAUUCGUUGCCAUACCUCUGUAUCGUCUUCCAUUUCCCUGAUGUGUUUCGCCAAAGCCACAAUCGAUCUGCAACAUGCUUCUGAAAAAUGAGAUUGGAUACGCUUCAUUUUUUGGUUUUUCGUGUGAUAUGUAUUGUAAUAAACUGGAAACAGUAACAAAUAAAUGCUUGUGAUUUUUCUUGUACGUAAGGCUGUUACAUGCACUUGUACGUAAGCCUGUUGCAUAAUAAUUAUGGCUUCCUUUUGGGCACCAAUGAUUCUCUCUAUCUCUCACUCGGUUUCUUUCUCUCUUGUAAUCAAUUAGAAGACCUAGUCAAAUUGUGAGAAGCUCUUCUAUCAAAUAGUGAAUCCGACAUACAAAACAAAUGUAAUCUCCA
This is a messenger RNA of Coffea arabica (coffee), 839 nucleotides long. NCBI's taxonomy places the organism in Eukaryota, Viridiplantae, Streptophyta, Magnoliopsida, Gentianales, Rubiaceae. The record is from RefSeq and is a predicted model, not a curated record.